Messenger RNA from Adineta steineri, 462 nucleotides. NCBI's taxonomy places the organism in Eukaryota, Metazoa, Rotifera, Eurotatoria, Adinetida, Adinetidae. The record is from the annotation of a GenBank genome assembly.
AUGAUUUUCAUACUUUUUAUCUGUUUUUAUCUUAAUAAUCAAGUAUUGGCAUCGUUAAUCUUUUGUCCCGUAACAACGACAACAACAGUAACAUCAACACGUUAUAGUAUGACACUUUCUUCUCCUGGAAUAAUGUCCUAUUCAGGAACUUUACUUUUAUCAUCGAAUGGAAAUUUUAUUGCUCUUAUUACAAUACCUGAUAGUGGUAGUCCACAAAGUGCUAUUCAAGGUACAUGGUCAUCUUCUGCAUGUGCAACUUCAAUGACAUUAAAUGCACACAAUCUUUAUUUUCUUGAUCUACCAAAAUUAUCUAUCAACAAUUUAACAUGUACCUAUACAUGUGGUACGAACAGUGAUGUACUAAGAACGUGUACAGUAGUUUAUAAACUCAAACGAUUACAAGCCACUGGAACAUAUUCAGUUAUAUUAGAUCUUUCAAUCCCAAAAGAAACAAACGACUAG